Molecule: messenger RNA, 846 nt
Organism: Elephantulus edwardii (Cape elephant shrew)
Lineage: Eukaryota; Metazoa; Chordata; Mammalia; Macroscelidea; Macroscelididae
Gene: MMACHC
Product: methylmalonic aciduria (cobalamin deficiency) cblC type, with homocystinuria
Exons: 4
Coding region: 1-846 (281 amino acids)
Biological process (GO): cobalamin metabolic process
Cellular component (GO): cytoplasm
Molecular function (GO): FAD binding; demethylase activity; cyanocobalamin reductase (cyanide-eliminating) (NADP+) activity
Source: RefSeq, a predicted model, not a curated record
AUGGAGCCGCAAGUCACCGAGCUAAAGCUGAAGAUUGAGGACAUACUGUGCCCUUUCGGCUUCGAGGUUUAUCCUUUCCAGGUGGCGUGGUACAAUGCACUUCUGCCUCCAGCCUUCCACUUGCCCCUGCCAGGAUCUACCCUCGCUUUCCUGGUACUCAGCACACCUGCUAUGUUUGAUCGAGCCCUCAAGCCCUUCCUGCAGAGCUGCCAUCUCCAACCACUGACGGACCCUGUGGACCAGUGUGUGGCCUACCACCUUGGCCGAGUUAGAGAGAGCUUUCCAGAACUGCGGAUGCAAGUUAUUGCGGACUAUGAGGUACACCCCAACCGACGCCCCAAGAUUCUGGCCCAGACAGCAGCCCAUGUGGCAGGGGCUGCUUACUACUACCAACGACAGGAUGUGGAGGCUGACCCUUGGGGUACACAGCACAUAUCUGGUGUAUGUAUACACCCACGAUUUGGGGGCUGGUUUGCCAUACGAGGGGUGCUGCUGCUGCCAGGGAUAGAGGUGCCAGACCUGCUACCCACAAAGCCCCUUGACUGUGUUCCUACAAGAGCUGAGCGCAUCACUCUGCUUGAAGGCUUCAAUUUCCACUGGCAGGACUGGACUUACCGGGAUGCUGUGACUCCCCAGGAACGCUACUCAGAAGAACAGAAGGCCUACUUUUCUACACCACCAGCCCAGCGCUGGGCCCUGCUGGGCUUAUCCCUGCCCUCUGAAGUUAGCUCUGUAUCCUCCGAGUCACUUCCCCUUAGUACACACACCUCAAAACCCCAGAAUUCCAGGAGAGCACAAGGCUGGCUCAGUCCUAGAGUCUCACCUACUGUAUCCCCUGGCCCUUGA